Molecule: messenger RNA, 1771 nt
Organism: Arabidopsis lyrata subsp. lyrata
Lineage: Eukaryota; Viridiplantae; Streptophyta; Magnoliopsida; Brassicales; Brassicaceae
Product: transcription factor MYB61
Exons: 2
Coding region: 735-1619 (294 amino acids)
Source: RefSeq, a predicted model, not a curated record
AAAAUGAUCUAAUUGUUUAGACACGGGUUCUAAAAUUUUACUACUGCCAAAAAGAAAAAGAGUAGCAUAAAGAUUUAUAGUAGCUUUUUUCGAAUCAAGGAAGAAAAAAAUUAUGACCUGUAUAUACUCAAUGGCAUUUGACCAUAUAUAUGUGUUAUAUAACUUUUUUGUUGUGUGUUAUAUAACUUAUACGUGAAGGGGUAAUAAAACCCAACGAGUCAUUCAAUAUCUAACAUAACGUAAUUAAUGAUCCGAGGAUAAUAACUUGUAUUUUAUUCUACUAUUUUUCUUACCAAUGUUCCGAAAUAUUGUGAAGUCUAGUAGACAACAAGUCAUGCGUGAAAAAAAAAGAAAGUAAUGAGUGUCCUAGUUAAAGCAUAUACUAGUAUAUAAGAUCAUUAAACCAUUGCAUUAAACUAAACUGAUAAUUACAGGAUUCCAAGCAUGCAAUGUAUGGCAAUAACUAGAAACACAAGUUAACAAGAUACUGUACAUAGAUGAUUUUGUUAAGGAAAGUGACGUGAACUACUGGUGUCUCUAAUCAGGCUUCCAUUUGAAGACACACAGAGAAAAAAGGGAAACGACACAAGUUUGGUUAAUCAUAUAUAGUAGAUAUAUUAAUUCUCCCAAGAAAGAUAUUAGUACUGAUAAGGGAAAAUUAAUCAAAUAGUGACGACCCUGGUCCCUGCUGGUUAAUUAACACCAAGAGACCUUGUAAUAUAUAAACCAGGAAGAUGAGAGAGAAAUGGGAAACGAAAAGAGAUGAAAUGGGACAUCGAUGCUGUGGAAAACACAAAGUGAAGAGAGGGCUUUGGUCUCCAGAGGAAGACGAGAAGCUUCUUCGUUAUAUCACCACUCAUGGUCAUCCUAGUUGGAGUUCCGUUCCAAAGCUUGCCGGGUUGCAGAGAUGUGGGAAGAGUUGCAGAUUAAGGUGGAUAAACUAUCUAAGGCCUGAUCUGAAAAGAGGUACGUUUAACGCGGAGGAAGAGCAGAUUAUCAUCGAUGUACAUCGUAUUCUCGGUAACAAAUGGGCUCAAAUUGCUAAGCACUUACCUGGACGCACUGAUAAUGAAGUCAAGAACUUUUGGAACUCAUGCAUUAAGAAGAAGCUUCUUUCUCAAGGCUUAGAUCCUUCUACACAUAAUCUUAUGCCUUCACACAAAAGAUCUUCUUCUUCUAAUCAUAAUAAUAUUCCCAAGCCAAACAAAACGACGUCCAUCAUGAAGAACCCUACUGAUCUUGAUCAAUCAACCACUGCUUUUUUAAUCACAAACAUCAAUCCUCCUACUUCCACUAAACCAAACAGACUUAAAUCUCCUAACCAGACUCCAAUCCCAUCUCAAACCAUGAUCCCUAUCAAUGAUACCAUGUCAAGUCUUUUAGAUGAUGAGAAUAUGAUUCCUAAUUGGUCAGAUGUUGAUGGAACGGCGAUCCACGAAGCUCCGAUGUUGCCGGCUGAUAAGGCAGUAGUGGGAGUGGAUGAUGAUGAUCUCAACAUGGACAUUUUGUUUAAUACUCCCUCUUCUUCUGCUUUUGAUCCUGAUUUUGCUUCCAUUUUCUCCUCUGCAAUGUCUAUCGAUUUCAACCCCAUGGAUGAUCUUGGUAGCUGGACCUUUUAGCUUUUACUCUACAAUAUUUUCAUUUUCUCAAUUGUAUAUAUAUAUGAAUAAUUGCCACUUUCUGCUUUUCACUAGUUUUGAAAAGCUGAGAUUUUUCCAAAUCAGUGUAUCAUUUUUUCCCCAUUAAUCCCACCAAGUGUAGACUUUGUAAU